AUGGCUAAUGGCAAUAGCACUCUGCAGGAUAUGAAAAUUGAAUUUAAUGAUAUGUCGGUACCGUCGGAUUUUGAAACUCAGAGUGUGACUGGUCAGCUUGGCGAUUUGUAUGUUGAUGACAAAAUGCGGCGUAUGAUUGUGGACCUUCAACGACACUGGCUCACCGACUACCAUCAAUCUCGCGAGAAAGCUCUGGUUGAUCUGACUGAAAAGCUCCAUGAAGAAUUCCGGAUUGACCAGGAGAAAUGCAAGCAAGAUUUGAUGGAUCAAUUCAAAGUUGAGUUGGCUGCCACAAAAGCGGAGUUGGAACAGAAGCAUGAUGAGAGUCUCCAACAGGAAAUUAACAGAUUGAUUGAGAAACAAGGCAAAGAAUUGGCGGCAGCUAAAAAGAAGCAAUGGUGCUGGCAGUGUGAUAAGGAGGCAAUGUACCACUGUUGCUGGAACACAGCUUACUGUAGCGUGCCGUGUCAACAAGGUCACUGGACUCAACAUCGCAAGUUUUGCCGUAGAAAGAAGGGAAAUAUGGGAGCACCAGGGCCACAACCAAAACCGCAUUCAACCAUGGACAUGAUGGAAUGA
This is a messenger RNA of Caenorhabditis remanei, 579 nucleotides long. RefSeq lists its product as uncharacterized. Bases 1 to 579 code for a protein of 192 amino acids. Gene Ontology annotation, biological process: regulation of transcription elongation by RNA polymerase II. The transcript is spliced from 4 exons. The record is from RefSeq and is a predicted model, not a curated record. Gene Ontology annotation, molecular function: transcription corepressor activity. Lineage: Eukaryota; Metazoa; Nematoda; Chromadorea; Rhabditida; Rhabditidae.